Molecule: messenger RNA, 2884 nt
Organism: Sycon ciliatum
Lineage: Eukaryota; Metazoa; Porifera; Calcarea; Leucosolenida; Sycettidae
Exons: 2
Coding region: 276-1883 (535 amino acids)
Biological process (GO): signal transduction
Source: RefSeq, a predicted model, not a curated record
GAAAGGCCACACUGCCCAUACAUAAUUAUAGUAUGCUCUUUGACUUUGUCGUGUAGACUGGAAGACACACUGCACUGGCCGUGUUCGUGUUGUUUGUGCAGUUUUGCGUUGUUCGCGCUCCACUAUUUUGGAGGUGCUGUUCUCCUGUAGUGUUGCAGUGGUGGCUGAGUGCAGUUGAGCUGUAAAUCGUUCGGUGAGUGGAUGAAGUGCUCGGGACGUAGCCACCUUUAGCUUGAUGAGGGCUUUGUCCCUCUCUACAUCCCUCGCCCUGUAACAUGGGACAGCAGACCAGUAGCACAUCAGAUGAUGGAGCUCAGCCCGAUGACUGGUGGACGAGGGAAACGACGGUUCCAGCUAUGGGACCACUCAGCCCCAAGACCUCCAAGUCCCUACCGGUGAUGAACCACACACACCUGUCGUCGCCGACCAACGGCAGCAAGGAACUGGCUGUGUUUGACAAACCGCCGGAGCGGCGAGGCCCAAGCGGCGGUGGCGUUGGUGGUGCAAGAACACACGGAGAGUUGACGCAUGCAACCAGUGUGAUGCAUUCGCACAGUGACCGCGGACUUGCAUUGCUUGCUGGCAGCACGGGCGCUGUUGGUGGCAGUGGUGGUGGUGCAAGUACUAACCGUGCUAGUCGUGGUGGUGGCUCGCGUCAUCGACUCUACUCGGACAAGCCAGCACCGGCGGCCCACGCCCCGGAGCUGCACAGUCUUCCCGUCGGCAAAGCUUCAAUUGAUGACCGGCAGCAUGCAUUGAGGCGAGGCCGGCGAGUCAUUCGGCGUAGUCGAACGGAAGACAGUGACACUCUGGUGAGGCCGGUGGUGACCAAGUUGACCAGAGAGUCGAGGCGUCGUGUGUCCGUCCGUGCUCGCAUGCACUACGACUUGGUUGUAGACCGCACGGAUACGCUGCGACGUGGGAAGAGCGUAAACAGAGGUAGGCUCACUCUGAUAACGACGCGAAAGGCGCUGCUGCGUGAAGACGGCCAGCCGCCGACGCUGUCUGAUUGUGCUGGCAACGUGGAGGAUAUCAUUGUGGAGGAUGUGACCGAGCGUGUGGUCAACUACAACAAAGAGUCUGGUAGAGAGUUGAUGUGGGUGACUAUUGAUGGCUUAGCACUAGAGGGCUACAUUGAGGUGCAGCUGAAGCUGUCCAAUCCUAUUCAUGUCCUACAUCUUGGCGACAAUGCAAUGAACCAAGGUCCCAGAAGGGCCUCGCUGCAGGUGAUGUACUUUGCCAACUGUCACCGGACGCUACUCAUUAGCUCCGAGACCACCGUCAAUGAGCUCAUCGAACAGCUCAUUGCCGCGUAUCGUGUAGUUGAUGAGCCAGGCAACUUCGCACUGCACGAGGCGCGCAAGGGCAAGCGCUUUAUUGGUCGUGUUCUGGACGGAGAAGAGAGGCCACUGCUCCUGUCCUUACUCUGGGGAGCCAACUCCAAUAGAGGAUUAGAACUGCGCGAGGUGAAGCACUCUGUUCCGCCUUCGCCCACACUGCAGCGUAUGCAGCCGCCUGCCACUGACUCGGGUAUCGCGUCAGCGGGCAGCACACACAGCACUCUCGACUCGCCAGCUGUCAAAUCAUCCCUGACACUUCCUGAAAAGAAGGAUUCCGUUAAGGUGGUCAGCAGUCCCGUUGUCGCCGUUAAAAAGAAGCAGUCCACAUCCACUAUCAACUGGAUUGAUUUCACCCUACCGGAGUUGGACAACUUCCUACGCAUGCUGCAGAAUGAAGAGGAACGGCAGAGGGAGUCUAUCGAGCGACGUUUUGAGAAGAAGCGGGCUGGGCUCCUGAAAGAGCUGGCUGAGAUGGAAGAGAGCGGCUCGGCUGAGCUAGACAAUGCCCUUGCUGAGGAGAGCCCUCUUGGUACCCUGGUGUAGCCGAUCAACAAAGUCUUCUUUGCCGCCGUGCUGUCAGGGUGUGCAGCCCUCUUGGUACGCUAGCAUAGCUGAUCAACCGAGUCAUCUUCACCACUGUGCUGUCAGGGUGUGCAUCAGAGUCUGCAGCCUGGAUUGACUGUCUCGCAGAAAGAGAAAACAAACCCAGUGCUAGCGAAGUCAUCUGUGUGGCUACUAGUCACCUGUGUGGCUACUAGUCACCUGGCAUAACAUGUUAGUCUGCCAAACUCAGUGCCACCGUGUCGGCAUAAUACCAUACUGUCCCUAGAAUUGGGCAAUAUCGGAAGUCCAAUAUUGGAAUAUUGUAAGCGAUCUCAUUUAGAUUAGGGCAAUAGAAUCAAGGCAUGCUUUUAGAAUAGUGCAGUGGAAGCUAGGCAUGCUUUUAGAAUAGUUCUGUGUAAGCGCCAUAUGGACAUUGGUUCAUACUCGGUUAGCAUGCUGAUAUGAUGCCGGGUCUGAGUGUGGCGAUGGUGUCUGUUUUCCUCGUUAGAUGUUAUGGUAGUGUGCGCGCGUGCGCGCGUGUGUUUGUGUGUGUGUGUGUGUGUGUGUUUUGUGGUGUUACCGUUUUCUAGUGCAUCUUUGCCUCCAUUGACUUGUUGUCCCUAGGGAGAAAUUGGCAAGCCCAUGCCCAAGCACAAAAAAUUAUUCAAUUUUGCUCAUUUGAAUCCUAUCCGCUCCAAACGGCUUCACAUUGAUGAGUUGUCAUAUACAAGUACAUGCGCUGUCCUACACAUUUCAAUUUUUUUGUACCAAUUCUGCUGUCCCCGGCAAUCCGAAUCAGUUUAUCGUUACGUUUGAUUUCGUUUACUGCCUUAGCAAUAUUUUCUUGAAUUGUGUCCAUCUGUGAUGCACCGUUUUUUUCAUGCACAUUUGUGCACUAGUUGAUAGGAAGCAUUCACUCACAGGCUGUAUUUUGUGAUUUUAGUCAAGUCUUUUGCCAUUAAGAUAUGGUACUUUUCCGUUCCUGGUCAGUAUUCAAGUGA